GGAGUCUUUGUGGCCGAAGCGGAUGAUUUUGGACUCGAGGGAGGGGCAGUACCGCGGCCCUUUGACCGUCUCGCGGAUGUGGAUGGUUCUGUCGAGGUUGGCGCGAACGAUGUCGUGGGUGGAGUGGUUGGUGUAGGUGGCGUGGCAUUUGAGCUGGUGGCCGUCGACGUCGACCUUGUCGUUGAGGUAGCUGAAGGGCAUGGGGGGGUCAUCGCCGAGCUGUUCUUCGAGAAUGUCCCAGUUGAUGCUGCCCUUGGCUAGGCGUGGUGGCGUGCCUGUUUUGAGACGGCCGAGCUUGAAGCCUGCUUCGCGCAGGGAUUUGCUAAGGCCAAAGGUGGCUUCCUCGCCCAUUCUACCUGACGGGUAGGCUUCGAGGCCGAUGUGGAUUUCGCCUCCUAGGAAUGUUCCUGUUGUAAUAACCACCGACCUUGCCGGUAAUACCUCCCCUGACUCUAGCCUCACACCAGUAAUCUUGCUCCUUGCGCCCUCUGCCCUCUCUUCUUCGGUCAGACCAGCGUCGGAGACAAUGAUAUCCUCCACCUUUCCGGUGACCACCUCCAGGUCCUUGUAGUUUGUCAACUCCUCCCUCAUAUGUUUCUUGUACAACGCCCGGUCGAUCUGCGCUCGCGGUCCCCACACUGCCGGUCCUUUCCUCCUGUUCAGCACCCGAAACUGCAAGCCAGCCUUGUCGAUUAUCCUCCCAGCCAACCCGUCAAGCGCGUCGAUCUCUCGGAGAAUUGUCCCCUUUCCGAUCCCGCCGAAACUCGGGUUACAGGAGCAUACUCCCAGGUUCUCGAGGCUGGGUGUGACGAGGGCGGUGCGGGCUCCUGCUCGGGCUGCGGCCGCGCUGGCCUCGGCGCCUGCGUGGCCGCCACCAACGACGAUGACAUCGAAUGGUCUGUUGGUGUAUUUAUGUUAGCAUUCGUCUAGACACACAGGCGCGCGCGCAAACUGACCUGGCGGCAACAUCCCCCACUGUCGCAAAGGCCCUCCUUAGCUGCACCGAGCGGCCAACUGGUGUUCGGCCGAGGCCCUGUGGAAGCCAGAGCUUCGUCAUCAUCUUGAAGGGUGCGCCCAGCCUUGGCGAUUAGCUACCGUAGAGAACAAAAGAAUGGAAGACGGGGGGGCGGCGUCACGAUAUUCGGCGCAAAGGUGGGCGGUUGGGAAUUGAAUCUCUGGAAAAAUAACUGAUAAGGAGUGCCGGGAUGCGAUAAGCGCUCGGGCCACCUCGCUGUUUGCGCCCAAUGAUUUUCACCUCGACAGUGACAACGUCUCUGCUUUGCUCGGGAAUAAAAAUCACUGUUGCAAGUGAGCCUAUUAUACGUGCAGGUCGAAUGCGUGUUCAUCGUAGUUUCAAUUGAAUCUGACAAAAAGAAAAAAAAAAAACGGUAUCACAAUUGGUUGGUAGUUAUACAAGGCCGCCUCCAGCCCACCUGCCUGUCUCUGACAGGCAUGGCUUUUCAACCAGCCAGAAUGUACACACAGCGGAGAAAUAUUUGAGCCCCCAGUCUACCUUGCGCAGAUCGCAUCCAUCCAUUCCAGAACACAUCAUAUCAUCACAUAGAGCCCGCUCAUCCAUAUCAUAGCUUUCUAGACUGUGCCUUACUGCGCCUACUCCUCAGCCGGAGCAUCGCGGUUGGCGGGGCGGCGAAGAACCUCAAGGGCGCCUAUGUUUGACAAACCGGCAUUAGUUUUUGCAGAAGAGGCGAGAAAAGAAAGAUAGACGUACGCUGCACAACACCCAAAGUUCUGACGGGCUUGCCCUCGGCAUCCUCGUACGUGUCGAUAGACGCCUGGCCCUCGACCAAGACCAUGGUCCCCUUCUCGAGAGACAGGUAGAAAUCACGGGCGUUGGUGCUGGUGGGGAAGACGGUGAUGUUGAACCAGCUGGUCUUCUUGUUCUCGCCAGACCCGCUGUUGGAGGCUACGGCGUAGCGGAGGUACUCUUUGCCGUUGUUGCUGGCGCGGAGGUCGGGGGUGUCGGCGAGGUUGCCGACGAUGGUGAUUUUGGCAUAGGGGCGCUGGGGGGUGGAGGAGAAGGCACGGGCAGCAGCCACCUGGGGGCGGGCGGCGGCGCGGGAGACGGAGCGGAGGAAGGCAGACAUGUUGGGCUGUGGCUGGUGACUGGUUUGAUAUGAAGAUGGCGGGGAUGAUCUGGAUGGAAUGCAGUUUUUGGUUUCAGAGUGAUAUCAGCGCUAUCGAUAUCGUGUUGUGGGUUCUUCACUCAAACCCCUGUUCAGGUCCACGGUCGCGUCAAAACGGCGCGCGUGGGGGACCGUGCGUCGAAGCUGUGGAGCUGAGCUGCCGAACUCCCAGGUGCUCCGUGGGUUCCAGGGUUAGCCCGAGCGGUGUCAUACCCCUGACUCCUUCCCUUUUGGGAUUCAUCUUCCUCCUCUGCUCACUCUUACUACCUCUCUCACUCUUCUCUCACUUGCGGAGCAUCAUGCGACCGACUUGCUCUGCUGAGUAGAAAGUCUUCUUAUUCAGUCGAGUCUCAAUAAAACCCACACCUGAUCUUUCACACAAUAAGCAAAAACGGGGCUGACCAAUUCAUAGGCACCACCACCUCGGCGAUACUCCGUGCUGGAGAGACAUCAUCAGCAAACAACAUCAUGGCCAAUUGAUGAUUCUCGAUGAUGAGUCGCAUGUUCCCUGCCAAUUGAUCAGAAGUAAAUUUAGAUGCCGGGAACCACAGCUUCAUGUCAUGGAUCUAGGUCCAGGAGCUGGCCCACCGGUCUUUGUUGAUGCCAGGCCGAGACCCCUUUUCAGCUCCUGAAAGCUGCCCACUUUUGGGUCUGAAUAGACUCUGAAUAGAUCAAUAGACACAACAUGGCGGUCUCAAACUCCCACUUUGCAACUUCACCACCACUUUUAUCACAAUAAGGAGCUCAGUUCGCGAAUAAGUCAAUAAGAUGGCCAACACACCGAAUAACUGAAUAGCCCAUGGCACGCACAUAACCGUCCUGCCGGUUGCACCACAUGGCAGCCGAUCUUGUUCCUUUACUCUUUUCUUUAUCCAGAUCUACUACUUUCACAGCUUGAUUGAGAUCUUGACCUCUACUCUUACCUCUUCGUCAUCAUCGCCAAGAUCGCUUUGCGGAAUACCAUCACUCUCAGCCUUGACCGUCAAGAACAUCACUCAACAACCUCACCAGACCAGGAACCUCCCUCGCGAACACCGGCAGCACAAGUUGGAACAUGGCACCCCCAACACCAGAGGAACUCGCCACGCCAGGCUUCAACAAAUGGUCUCUCUAUGGCUUCACAACAACCCCGGAAGAGAGGAUCGGCCCCGACGAGCCCUACACCUACCCAUCCCUCCAAGUGAACCUCUUCUUCCGCGUCUUCCUCGGCCUCGUCUCCCUCUUCAUCACCUGGGUCCCAGCCCGUCUCCUCUUCCGCAGCGGCGAGUUCGCCGGCACCGUCCUCUGCGUCAUCACCAUGAUCCUCAACUUCUUCGCCGUCGUCAAUGCCCUCAUCUGGCGAGACGACAACGUAGAGGAGUGGUUUGCUGGCUACGGGUGGUGUGACAUUCAGACAUACCUCAAGUUUGCUCUCGACACGGCCUUCAACAUCUGUCUCUUUGAGAUCAUGCGGGGAUUGGCGAGCAAGGUGGCUAUGAACAGAGCUACUGCCUUGACGUCCAAGGAGAGGAGACGCAACAGGAUUAUUUCGGCGGCGGUCAUCUUUACGGCGCCGGCGGUGCAGAUGAUUCUCACCUACUUCGUCGCGGUGGGCCGGUAUAAUGUAUCGACACUGGUCGGGUGUGGGGUUUACUACUUUCCGAACUGGGUCUUCUUGGUGUUUUUCAUUUUGCCUACGCCGAUAUUCUCUAUUGGGGCGGCUAUCAUGGCUUGCCUCACCUUUUACCGCUACCGCCUCAUCAUGCGCGCGUCCAAUAAAGUGAUGCAAUCCCGCGACAGCGUCGCCGCCGCGCGCCAAUCCCGCGUCCGCAAGAAGCUUUACUUUCUGACCCUCACCGUCAUCGUCGUCGUCCUCCCGCUCAUUCUCAUCUUUUUCGUUAGAAACCUAAAGGUGGGGAGCCCAUGGGACUUGUCUUAUGACUUUGCCUCCUUCCACUAUGGUCCCGACCCCUUCAACCAGUGGUUUGUCUCGUUCACCACAUCAGAGUACAUGAACUUUCAACAGCUGAGCAUCAGCUUCAUCCCCGAAGUCACCGGCAUCCUGUUAUUCAUCCCCUUUGGCACCACCCCCGAGGCCCUCAACUCUUACCGCCGGGGCCUUCUCUUCCUUGGGUUGGGGUACAUCUUCCCUAAGCUACGAGAAGAGAUCCCGUUGUACCCCAGCCCCUCCUCUUCAAGGGGCAAUUCGACCAGCAACUCAAGAGCAUCGUGGUGGUCCUCCUUCCUCCGCCCCAUCCGCGAAAACGCAUCCUCUUUCAUCGCGUCCCGCCGCCGGUCGACGACCACGACGGGUAUGUCCAACAACAGUUCAAGAAAGGGGUCUAUCCUCCCCACCGCGGAGCACCAUAGCAAUUCCACCUCUUCCCGGUCAACCUCUUUGCUCGUCAAGGAAAAAAGCACCAGCAACAACAACCCCUGGCCAGAUCUAACAGCAGAGGAAAUCGAUCAUUACAACAACCCGCACUCUCCUUCUUCUUCUUCCACUUCUACCUGCCCCCCAACGGGACGGAAUCCUUUUCUGAUGGCAACCGCCAUACCACUCAACGCCACGCCCCUCCCAUCUCGACUUUCUACCGUCCUCCCAAAGAAAAAGACCACUACUAGUCCCAUUGAAGAGAAAAAAGUGGUUGACGUUGGGAGCGAGGAUGUAGCGGAGCCCUGGGACGUGGGGCAUCAGGCUUCCAAUGUUGAGUUUGAUACGCAGGUCUGGGUUGGGAAUCCUAGGUCGGGGAGUCAAUUGCCUUUGCCGAGUCCGGCGAGGUUUCAGCCUGUUGUGACGACGAUUACUGCUGGUAGUGGGGAUGGGGAUCUUGAGGCUGGGGAGCAUCAGCAGCAGAGGAGGGGGGUGGUCAGGGUUGAGACGAGGAUUGCGCAUACCCUGGAGCCGAGAGAGGAGGGAGAAGAACAGGUCGUGACGGUUACGACGCCGACACAUGCGAGUUAGGUGC
Podospora pseudopauciseta is the source of this 5092-nucleotide messenger RNA. RefSeq names its product a-factor receptor (gene STE3). Gene Ontology annotation, cellular component: plasma membrane. Lineage: Eukaryota; Fungi; Ascomycota; Sordariomycetes; Sordariales; Podosporaceae. The record is from RefSeq and is a predicted model, not a curated record. The transcript is spliced from 2 exons. Gene Ontology annotation, molecular function: mating-type factor pheromone receptor activity. Bases 3199 to 5088 code for a protein of 629 amino acids. Gene Ontology annotation, biological process: G protein-coupled receptor signaling pathway.